Molecule: messenger RNA, 1158 nt
Organism: Musa acuminata subsp. malaccensis (wild Malaysian banana)
Lineage: Eukaryota; Viridiplantae; Streptophyta; Magnoliopsida; Zingiberales; Musaceae
Product: early nodulin-like protein 9
Cellular component (GO): plasma membrane
Molecular function (GO): electron transfer activity
Source: RefSeq, a predicted model, not a curated record
GGGCUAUGAUUGCAUCAUCAGCUCAAUAGAAGAAGCCUAUCUCAGCAUGCCCACGACACAAAUGAGCUUAAUGUUGUGACCUUACAUGCAAGACAUGAAUAUUCUCAUGGCGGGAAGCAAAGUAUAACUUCGAGAGAGUACCUUGCAGAAAGUAGAUGUUCAACAACAUAAAAAAGCAGGCUUGUAUUGAACAUAAAGUCCCAUAUGCUUUGCCCCUGAGGCCAGACUUCUAAAGGCACAAGGGCCUUGUUGAGACCUACAAAUACCACACAGCAUACCUCUUCCACAACACCCGCAAAAUAAUUUUAGCCUCCAUACUUCCUAUUUCUGCAACUUUCUACAAAGUUUCACCAUGUCAAACUACGUGUGCUUAAUUCUGCUGUCCUUCUUCAUGCUGAUAUCAAUAGCUGCUGGAACUCAGUUUAAGGUAGGAGGCUCAAAUGGUUGGAUUGUUCCUGACAGCAAUGCCAUGUCGUACAACCAAUGGGCUGAGAAGAAUCGAUUUAAAAUCGGUGACUCCCUAUUGUUUGUCUAUCUUCCUGAUGAAGACUCGGUGCUGUUGGUCGAUGCCGAUGCUUACAAUAGCUGCAAUACGUCAUCUUUCGUCGAUUUCUUCAAUGAUGGCAACACUGUGUUCAGCUUCACUCGCUCCGGCCACUUCUACUUCAUCAGUGGAAAGAAAGAUAACUGUGACAAGAACGAGAAGCUAGUGGUGGUCGUCAUGGCUGAUAGGAGCAACAGUUCAAGUUUAGCACCUGCUCCCCUUCCUGCUUCUGCUUCACCUCCACCUUACGGAUGGGUGGUGGAGGAACCAACUGCUCAGCCCCCGCCGCCAAAUGGGGCAUCUUCGAGGGUGGUUGGCAUGGUCAGCACAAUUGGUGCUGUGCUUGGAGCUUUGUCAUAUGCUUUCUGAGGUUGUCUUUGUGUGCGAAGUGAGGAUCUAUCGUGUGAUACCAUUCUAUGAGCUUGAGUUGCAUGUAUUGGAAGUUUGUGGAACUAAAUCACAUAAAGUGAGAGUUUGCUUGUUGCUGCAUGCCAGUUUGAUGCGCCAUUCCUAUGUAUAUUGUUUGAGUUGCUUGUGUCAAAAGUUAUGGAACUAAAUCUUAUGAAAAAUCAAUUGAUGCUGCAGAUUCUUCCUUGAUGAAUCAUGCCUUUUUA